AUGCCACCGCCGAUGCUCACUACCCCAACCAACUUUUUAAGAAAAUUAAUGGGGGCCAACGAGAAUGCUCAACUUAAUCUGGUGGAACGACGCCGCCUUCAAAAUAGACUGGCACAGCGCAAAUUCCGUGAAAAGAAACGGCUAGCGGAAGGGAGUGUCCAGGUAGAUGCAACUCUGGGUAGAAACGGAUCUUUCCAAUCAUCGCCAAUGGAUUCAGCGGCCGGGAAUGAUGAAGUUGUCGCUGUUUCAGCCGUCAUGCCUCUUUCGGCCGAGCACUUGACCGAUGAGCCGGAACUGGAGAACACACACAUCGAGCUCGACACGAUUGACCAGCUUAUGUACCAAACAAACAACAAUAUCUUUCUUCCAUCACUUAAUCCACCUGCCUUGCAACAACCGUUAGAGCAUUCGACCCCCCAAAAGAUGACUUCGUGGGACUUGAUGUCAUGGAACACACCUCAGAGUAGUACAGCAAAUAAUGAGCCAUUCCAGCUUCAUGACAGUCAGAUCUACGGCACACGACCUCAUCGAAGGGCCUCAGAAUCGGAUAUGCCAUCGUCAAUGCCAGCCCACAGCUUGGCACCGUCUCACAAUAAUGAUUUUUCACGACUAAUCACCACAUCAAAAAAAACAGGCUGGGUUGGCAGCCUCCACAUCGCCGCCCAGAGAGGCCACGAGCAAAUUCUACGAGUGCUUAUACUCCGUAGCGACAUGGAUGUCAAUGAGCAAGAUAGCGAUGGUCGCACCCCACUCAUACACGCAGUGAUCGAAGAUCAUGAAUCGAUAGUACGUCUACUUUUGGAGCAAGGUGCCCGAAUAGGGAUUUUCGAAUGCGACGAUCGUUCAGCAAUACACUGGGCAGUCUUGCGCCGGAAUGUUAGGAUAUUAGUACUGCUGCUGAACCACCGCUUAGAACACGAACCGAGUCUUGUUAUAGACACAUAUGAUAAAACAGGAUGGACUCCACUACACAUGGCCAUUGAGAGAGGUUUUGAGCCAGGCAUGGUACUGCUUCUUCAAAUGGGUGCGGAUAUUAAUGCCAAGGCUCACAAAUGCCCUUACGCUGGCAAUGUGAUAGGACUUUUGGAUCGGAGUAAAAAGCCAUAA
Messenger RNA from Talaromyces proteolyticus, 1107 nucleotides. RefSeq names its product ankyrin repeat-containing domain protein. The record is from RefSeq and is a predicted model, not a curated record. Bases 1 to 1107 code for a protein of 368 amino acids. Gene Ontology annotation, biological process: regulation of DNA-templated transcription. Gene Ontology annotation, cellular component: cytoplasm; nucleus. Gene Ontology annotation, molecular function: DNA-binding transcription factor activity; protein binding. NCBI's taxonomy places the organism in Eukaryota, Fungi, Ascomycota, Eurotiomycetes, Eurotiales, Trichocomaceae. The transcript has 2 exons.